Carica papaya (papaya) is the source of this 2830-nucleotide messenger RNA. The record is from RefSeq and is a predicted model, not a curated record. NCBI's taxonomy places the organism in Eukaryota, Viridiplantae, Streptophyta, Magnoliopsida, Brassicales, Caricaceae.
AGCACCACUUACGUUUACUUUUGGAGACACACAGUUUCAAAACUGUCAAAAUGAUAGUCGACUGAGUAAUGAUCAAAUUCAUGGCGUAGCAGAAGUUUCACCUCUAUCUCGGUCACUGCAAAUUCUUCAUGGACACUUCCUUCAAGCGCCCAACGAUUGAACCAAUCCAAUUCUUGCUCCUUUGCCCAUCCUCAAGAACCGGCGCCAUCAUCGGCAAGGGCGGCUCCGUCAUUCGUCACCUGCAGUCCGUCAGCGGAGCUAAAAUCCGUGUCCUUGACGACCCUUCAAUCCCUUCCGACGAACGCGUCGUUUUAAUUGUCUCUGAUUCCUCCGCGGCCAAGCUUUCCGCUACAACCACCGCCAAAAACUUUAGUGCCGGCGAUAACACCAACAGCGGCGACGCAGAAAACCCUAGCCAUGAUAAGGGAAAUGAUCGUUCGGAGUUGAAUCCUAAUGGAGAUUGUAACAGUCGCGAGCAGCCGUUGUCACCGGGGCAGAAGGCGCUGGUUAUGGUAUUGGAGAGGAUAGUGAUAGGGGACGAUGCUGGUGGUUGCGGUGGUGAGGAGGGUGGGAAUCAUGAAGAGGGGAAGAGGGAUUGCGAGGCUAUAUGUAGGAUUCUGGUGGGAGGUAAUCAGGUUGGUUGUAUUCUGGGGAAGGGAGGGAGGGUCGUGGAAAUGAUCAGGCAAGAGAGUGGGGCUAACAUUAGGGUUCUUCCCAAGGAUCAGAUUCCCGCUUGUGCUUUUCCUGGGGACGAGUUGAUUCAGAUGUCAGGGAACUUGUCGGCUGUAAAGAAAGCACUCCUGUCCAUUUCUAGCUGUCUUCAAGAUAACCCUAGGGUAGAUAUGGCAAACUCUGGUCAUACCAGGCCCUCUUUGUCAGUGCCUCCGGGAAAUGCUAUGCAUACACAGGUGGAUCCAUUUUCUCCACGGAGUUAUGCAUCUGGGCUUCAUGCUAUGGAUUAUCAACCAAGGGGUUUUUCUUCUAAUCCAGGGUCUGAAAGUAUAGGAGUCCAUAACAGAAUGUUUAUAGAAGAAGAGAUUGUAUUCAAAUUGUUAUGUCAGGCAGACAAGGUCGGUAGCUUGAUAGGGAAAGGUGGAUCUGUAAUACGGGCCCUGCAAAAUGAAACUGGGGCAUCUAUCAAGGUUACUGAUGCUGGAUUCAAUUCAGAUGAGCGGGUUGUUGUGAUAUCUGCACGAGAGAACACAGAGCAAAGACAUUCUCCUGCACAGGAUGCUGUAAUUCGUGUGCAAACUAGAAUUGCAGAAAUUGGAUUUGAACCUGGUGCUGCAGCUAUUGCUCGACUCCUUGUACAUCCACAGCAGGUAGGUUGUUUACUGGGUAAAGGAGGCCACAUAAUAAACGAAAUGAGAAGAGCUACUGGUGCUAGCAUCCGAGUGUUCCCAAAGGAACAAGUUCAAAAAGGUGGAUCCUCACAUGAAGAAGUUGUGCAGGUUAUUGGCAGCUUGCAGUGUGUACAGGAUGCUUUGUUUCAUAUAACAGGCAGGCUAAGGGAAGCCUUAUUUCCAAUGAGACCUUCCUUUCCAACUGCUACUGGUCCAUCCUUCUUACCUCCUUUUCCAGACAUGCCACCUCCUCCUUUUAGGUCAAGACAUUACCCAGUGUCUCCACGUCCAUACACCUCUUCAGCUGGAUCCUUUCCCAGUAUUGAUCAUUCUCCUGUUCCUUCCCAGUCCCUUGAUCAUCAUCACCAGCUUACCUUUUCAUAUGGCAUGGGUCCUCCUAAUUUUGAUUGUGUCCCCUAUUCAUAUGGCAGUGAGAGGCCUGUACACGGACUGGCGCUGGAGAGGCCACCCUCUCCAAGAUCUUGGACACCUCAGGCUGUCAGGGAUGGUACCCCUAGGGGAAUGACUGAUGUUAGUUCUGGCUUUGGUGUGAGAAACAUUCUGGGAAGUGAAAAUCAAGCAGCAAAUUUGCCAAGUACAACAGUUGAGCUCAGCAUUCCUCAAGCAUACAAACCUGUAGCUGCCGAGGGUAUUAUUGUCGUAUCUGGUACAUCAGAUCAAGCGCAUGCUGCCCAAAGCCUAAUUCAUGCCUGCCUCCUUUGUGGACAGGCUUGACAAUAUGCCAUAAUGUUGAACAGAUAAGUGGGGACACAGUAAUUCCAGAAAAGAACACGCGACAGAUCUGUUCUCGAGUCAAAUUCACCAACCUUUUAAGUUAUAGUGGUUUUUUUGUGUGGAGGCUUGGGCAUUUUGUGUAUCCCUUCAUGAUGGAUUUUUACCUUUUUCAACGCUGAAUAUGAUAUCUUUUUAUAUAAAUUAUCUUGUUGGACUUACAUGAAUCACUGCUUCAUUCACAUUCUCUAUGCACACAAGUACUUAAUUCAAGCCUGGGAGAAUCUUUGCUGUAAUUUAGAGGAAGACCUAUAUGAAUGACAAUGAUGAGAAAACUUGAAGUCUUUAGAAUAUAACUCUCCAAGUUACAGAGCAAUGGCUGCGUCAUAUAUUUCAUCAAGUGGUUUGAUAUAAUUUUCUCCUAGUGUGUCAAGUUUCGUGCAACAGCAAAUGUGGAUUAGUCUUAUUGUUGAAACUGCUGCGAUCUGGCGAAGCUCCGUCAUCUCGGGCCAGUCCUGCCCAUGCCAUUAACUUGAUCUAAGUUAUAAGUAGCAGGUGUACAUGGGUUAACUUAUAUACAGAGUGCAUGUGUGCAUAAACCAUUUCCAAGUUUGAGAUAAGCAGUAAAUGUAAUUCUGAUUAUGAAAUUCUAGGCCUUGGUGCUGACAUACUCCUGCUUGCCAUGUUCUUUUGUACUAUUUGGUCUGUGUAUUCAUUUUGAACUUCUUCUAAAACUAGUCAAGGUAUUUUGUCUC